This is a messenger RNA of Penicillium waksmanii, 954 nucleotides long. Its product is annotated as acetamidase/formamidase family protein. The record is from RefSeq and is a predicted model, not a curated record. Bases 1 to 954 code for a protein of 317 amino acids. Lineage: Eukaryota; Fungi; Ascomycota; Eurotiomycetes; Eurotiales; Aspergillaceae. Gene Ontology annotation, molecular function: hydrolase activity, acting on carbon-nitrogen (but not peptide) bonds, in linear amides. The transcript has a single exon.
AUGUCUUCUACCGAAUGGAAGAACUUCCAUGUUGGACGCGAUUGUGGCCAUGUGAAAUGGUCUCGGAAAAUCGAACCCAAGUUGACCGUCUCUUCCGGUGAGACCGUUAGCUUUGAUGCCAUCGACAGCAGCAAUGGUCAACUCACCCCCAGCUCGGAUGCCUCAGCCAUCAAAACGCUGGACCUCGGCAUUGCCAACCCUGUCUUCGGUCCGAUCUACGUGAAAGACGCCCAGCCUGGUGAUGUCCUCAAGGUUGAGAUCUUGAACCUCGAAGUUGCCGACUGGGGUUGGUCCGCCAUCAUCCCCGGCUUUGGUCUGCUGGCGGAGGACUACCUGGAACCCGAGAUCAAGAUCUGGUCACUCGACCGUGAGAAGGGCUACGCACAGUUUAAUAACAUGCGUAUUCCCCUUCGUCCAUUCCUCGGAUGCAUGGGACUCGCCCCAGCCGAUGACUCCGAGUUGUCGACCGUGCCUCCCACCCACGCAGGUGGCAACAUGGAUUGCCGCGAACUGAGCGUUGGCUCAACCGUCUAUCUCCCCGUUCAAACCGCCGGUGCCUUCUUCAGCUGUGGUGACGGCCACGCCGCCCAGGGCCACGGUGAAGUCUGUGGUACCGCGAUUGAGACCCCCAUCAAGGCUACCCUUCGUUUCGAGCUUUGCAAGAACCAGCCCUGGGUGACCGCACCCCAAUACCAGACUCCUCCUCGCUCCCAAAUACCAAACCCGCUCCCCGAUCUCGGUACCUACGGUGCUCUGGGUGUGUCGCCAGACCUAUACCAGGCCGCGAAGAGUGCCACCCGCAGCCUUAUUCAGUGGUUAGUCUCGACCAAGGGACUUACUCGAAGUGAGGCAUACAUUCUGGCCAGUGUUGCCGCAGACCUUCAGAUCGCCGAAGUGGUCAAUGUGCCCAACUUUGAAGUAGCUGCCAGUCUUCCCUUGGGAAUCUUCAGCUAA